Molecule: messenger RNA, 1209 nt
Organism: Microthlaspi erraticum
Lineage: Eukaryota; Viridiplantae; Streptophyta; Magnoliopsida; Brassicales; Brassicaceae
Source: the annotation of a GenBank genome assembly
AUGUCCUUGAAAAGCAUCCUUCGUGAUCUGAAGGAAGUAAGAGACGGACUUGGAGGGAUCUCAAAGCGAAGCUGGUCAUCGAAGUCGUCUCACAUUGCUCCUGACCAAACGACGACACCACCGGAGAACAUCUCGCAGAGCCCUUGGGCUUCUCUGCCGCCUGAGUUGCUCCAUGACAUCAUCCGGAGGGUUGAAGAGAGUGAGACCGCUUGGCCAGCUCGAGCAGCUGUGGUCUCUUGUGCUUCUGUCUGCAAAUCAUGGAGAGGAAUCACAAUGGAGAUUGUGAAGAUCCCUGAGCUGUGUGGGAAGCUCACUUUUCCAAUCUCAUUGAAACAGCCUGGGCCUAGAGACUCUCCUAUCCAAUGCUUUAUUAAGAGGAACAGAGCAACAGCUACAUAUAUUCUCUACUAUGGCUUGAUGCCUUCUGAGACGGAGAAUGAUAAACUCUUGUUAGCAGCAAGAAGGAUUAGAAGAGCGACGUGUACUGAUUUUAUAAUCUCACUGUCUGGUAAAAACUUCUCACGGAGAAGCAGCACUUACGUUGGCAAACUAAGGUCUGGUUUUCUAGGAACCAAGUUCACAAUAUAUGACAACCAAACAGCAUCAACCACCACAGCACAAGCACAACCUAACCGAAGACUUCACUCUAAGCAAGCAUCAUCCCUAAAGUUACCUGCUACUAGCUACACCGCAGGAAACAUAACCUACGAGCUCAAUGUUCUUCGCACGAGAGGACCUAGAAGAAUGCAUUGCGUUAUGGACUCUAUACCGUUAUCUUCUGUUAUCGCUGAACCAUCUGUAGUUGGAGUUCAAGGCGUGAAAGAGGAAGUAGUCUCUUCCUCGCCUUCGCUGAAAGGAGAAACCAGCUCAACAACAGAGAAAGAGAUCAUCACUGAUGUUUCUCCAAGCUUGUUGGAUCAGCCGCUGGUUCUGAAAAACAAAUCACCAAGAUGGCAUGAGCAGUUGCAGUGCUGGUGCCUCAACUUCAAAGGGAGAGUGACCGUUGCUUCGGUUAAGAAUUUCCAGCUUGUGGCUGACAUUGACCCUUCUUUAGAUGCGCCGCCUGAAGAGCAUGAUAGAGUGAUCUUACAGUUUGGCAAAAUCGGCAAGGACAUUUUCACUAUGGACUAUCGCUAUCCUCUCUCUGCUUUUCAAGCCUUUGCUAUAUGCAUCAGCAGCUUUGACACCAAACCAGCGUGUGAAGGGUAA